CAUCAUAACAAUGGCGGCGAAUAAAGCUUUUUAGUUAUAAAGAGAAAAAUUGGCGCAACGCCGGCAGCGGCAGCCAUGUCCAGCACCCAGCCACCGGCGGCGAUCCGCCCCUACCGCCUUCGUAAAAUACUCUCCAACCACACCCUCGCCGUAUCCUGCGUGAAAUUCUCCAACGACGGCUCUCUGUUCGCCUCCGCCUCCCUGGAUCAAACCCUAAUCGUCUACUCCACCCAAACCCUAACCCAAAUCUCCCACCUAAUCGGCCACUCCGAGGGCGUCAGCGACCUCUCCUGGUCCUCCGACUCCACCUACAUCUGCUCCGCCUCCGACGACCGCACCCUCCGCAUCUGGCUCGUCCGCACCGCCGAGUGCGUCAAGAUCCUCCGCGGCCACACCGACAGGGUUUUCUGCGUCAAUUUCAACACGCAGUCCAAUCUCCUCGUCUCCGGGGGCUUCGACGACACCGUUAGGGUUUGGGACGUCAAGACGGGCAAGGCGGUGCACGUCAUCCGUGCGCACACCAUGCCCGUCACCUCCGCCAGUUUCAACAGAGACGGUAAUUUGAUCGUUUCCGGGAGCCAUGACGGCUCCUGUAAGGUUUGGGAUGCGGAUACCGGGGCGUGGGUGAAGACGCUGAUUGAUGUCACGGUGCCAGCGGUCUCGUUUGCCAAGUUCUCGCCCAAUGGCAAGUUUGUCCUUGUUGCAACGCUUGAUGAUAAUCUUAAGUUAUGGAACCACGCAGCUGGGAAGAGUAUGAGGUUAUAUACAGGCCACACGAACAGAGUCUACUGCAUAACUCCAACAUUUUCUGUCAGCAGCGACAGCGAAAAGUUAAUUGUCAGUGGCUCCGAGGAUAAGUGUGUAUACUUAUGGAAUUUACAGGGGAAAAUGCUCCAGAAACUCGAAGGCCAUACAGAUACUGUUAUUUCUGUAGCAUGUCACCCCACAGUGAAUAUGAUUAUAUCUGCGGGACUUGAGAAGGACAAGACGGUGAGGGUUUGGGUUCAGCAAUAAUAUAUAUGGAGACAUAGUUAGCAAGCACUAGCAGGUUAGUGGUUUUUCUCUGUAAAUGGCUAGAGGAUCAGUUUUCUAUUCCUUUGGAUGGUGAUUACACUCAAUAGUAGAUCAGUAGUUAUUGUUGGGUGAUUUGUUAAUAUGUCUGAGCAUUUGGAUCUCCUUCCAUGUUUAUGCUCUGCAUUUGUUUUGAAACUGGUUUAAAUUUGAAUUGUACUAUGCCAGUGCUUUCCAUCAUAUAAUGCUUCUUUUCUUUGCUUGGA
This is a messenger RNA of Salvia splendens (bonfire salvia), 1277 nucleotides long. RefSeq names its product COMPASS-like H3K4 histone methylase component WDR5B. Lineage: Eukaryota; Viridiplantae; Streptophyta; Magnoliopsida; Lamiales; Lamiaceae. Gene Ontology annotation, molecular function: protein binding. The record is from RefSeq and is a predicted model, not a curated record. The transcript has 2 exons. Bases 76 to 1014 code for a protein of 312 amino acids.